Gymnogyps californianus (California condor) is the source of this 3765-nucleotide messenger RNA. RefSeq names its product phospholipase C beta 4 (gene PLCB4). Gene Ontology annotation, biological process: lipid metabolic process; phosphatidylinositol-mediated signaling. Lineage: Eukaryota; Metazoa; Chordata; Aves; Accipitriformes; Cathartidae. Bases 80 to 3700 code for a protein of 1206 amino acids. The record is from RefSeq and is a predicted model, not a curated record. Gene Ontology annotation, molecular function: calcium ion binding; phosphatidylinositol-4,5-bisphosphate phospholipase C activity. The transcript has 38 exons.
AGGGAAAGGAAGACAUUCUCUACAAUGGAAAUUCCUACAGAGUAAUUUCUGAUUUUCAAAAGGUUUUUCUUCUAUAAUCAUGGCAAAACCUUAUGAAUUUAACUGGCAGAAGCCAGUUCCCUCUUUUAUGCAAGAUGGAGCUGUGUUUGAUAGAUAUGAAGAGGAAUCUUUUGCCUUUGAAAGCAACUGUCUCUUCCAAGUGGAUGAAUUUGGCUUCUUUCUGAGCUGGAAAAGUGAAGGAAAGGAAGGACAGGUAUUAGAAUGCUCCCUGAUCAACAGUGUUCGUUUUGGAGCUGUACCAAAGGAUCCCAAAAUACUAACUGCACUUGAGGCUGUUGGAAAAUCAGAAAAUGAGUUGGAAGGACGGAUAGUGUGUGUUUGCAGUGGCACAGAUCUGGUGAACAUCAGCUUCACUUUCAUGGUAGCGGAAAACACAGAAAUAGCCAAGCAAUGGGUAGAAGGGCUUGGAUCCAUCAUACAUAACUUUAGAGCUAACAAUGUCAGUCCAAUGACAUGUCUCAAGAAACACUGGAUGAAGCUGGCCUUUCUAACAAACACAAAUGGGAAAAUUCCAGUUCGGAGCAUUACCAGAACCUUUGCAUCAGGUAAAACAGAAAAAGUGAUCUUUCAGGCACUUAAGGAAUUAGGUCUUCCCAGCGGAAAGAAUGAUGAAAUUGAGCCUGCAGCAUUUACUUAUGAGAAAUUUUAUGAGCUCACCCAAAAGAUAUGUCCCCGUACUGACAUAGAGGACCUCUUUAAGAAGAUCAAUGGAGACAAAACUGAUUAUUUAACGGUAGACCAAUUAGUGAGCUUUCUAAAUGAACAUCAACGAGAUCCUCGGCUCAAUGAAAUUUUAUUUCCCUUUUAUGACACAAAAAGAGCAAUGCAGAUAAUUGAGACAUAUGAGCCAGAUGAAGACUUGAAGAGUAAAGGUGUCAUAUCAAGUGAUGGGUUUUGCAGAUACUUGAUGUCAGAUGAAAAUGCCCCAGUUUUCCUAGACCGUUUGGAAUUAUAUCAAGAAAUGGACCAUCCUUUGGCUCAUUAUUUCAUCAGUUCCUCUCACAACACAUAUCUGACAGGCAGGCAGUUUGGUGGCAAGUCUUCGGUGGAGAUGUACAGACAAGUGCUUUUGGCUGGAUGCAGGUGUGUUGAGCUGGACUGUUGGGAUGGCAAAGGUGAAGACCAAGAACCAAUAAUAACGCAUGGAAAAGCAAUGUGUACAGAUAUUCUUUUCAAGGAUGUAAUUCAAGCCAUUAAGGAAACAGCAUUUGUUACAUCAGAGUAUCCUGUCAUUCUUUCAUUUGAAAAUCACUGCAGCAAAUAUCAACAGUACAAGAUGUCAAAAUACUGUGAAGAUCUUUUUGGGGAUCUCCUGUUGAAGCAGCCUCUAGAAACACAUCCACUUGAUCCAGGUAAAGCCUUACCUUCUCCUAAUGACCUCAAAAGAAAGAUUCUCAUAAAGAAUAAAAGGCUGAAACCUGAAGUAGAAAAAAAACAGCUUGAUGCUCUGAAAAAGAUGAUGGAGGCUGGGGAAACUGCUGCUCCUGUAAAUAUCCUAGAGGAUGAUAAUGAAGAAGAAAUAGAAAGUGCUGACCAGGAAGAAGAAGCUCAUCCAGAGUACAAAUUUGGAAGUGACCUUACCGUAGAUGAUUACAGUCAAAAAGAAUCUGUUGCCAUCAGUGUCAAAAAGGCUGUUGAAGAUUCUGAGCAAGAAAACAAUAAAAAGGGUUUAGUAACUGUUGAAGAUGAACAAGCGUGGAUGGCAUCUUACAAAUAUGUAGGUGCCACAACCAAUAUACAUCCAUAUUUAUCAACAAUGGUCAACUAUGCUCAACCUGUAAAAUUUCAAGGUUUCGAUGUAGCAGAAGAACGUAAUAUUCAUCAUAAUAUGUCCUCUUUCAAUGAAUCAGUUGGACUAGGGUAUUUGAAGACCCAUGCCAUUGAGUUUGUGAAUUAUAAUAAACGACAAAUGAGUCGGAUAUACCCAAAGGGAGGCCGAGUGGAUUCCAGUAAUUACAUGCCUCAAAUUUUCUGGAACGCUGGCUGCCAGAUGGUCUCACUGAACUAUCAGACCCCAGAUUUAGCAAUGCAGUUGAAUCAAGGAAAAUUUGAAUAUAAUGGAUCAUGUGGGUAUCUACUUAAACCAGAUUUCAUGCGACGACCAGAUCGAACGUUUGACCCUUUCUCUGAAACUCCUGUAGAUGGUGUAAUUGCUGCAACAUGUUCUGUACAGGUAAUAUCUGGUCAGUUCUUAUCAGACAAAAAAAUCGGUACGUAUGUAGAAGUGGAUAUGUAUGGUUUACCCACGGACACGAUACGUAAAGAAUUUCGAACACGCAUGGUGAUGAACAAUGGUCUGAACCCUGUUUACAAUGAAGAAUCAUUUGUAUUUCGAAAGGUUAUUCUCCCUGAUCUUGCUGUCCUGAGAAUAGCAGUGUAUGAUGACAAUAAUAAGUUGAUUGGUCAGAGGAUCCUGCCUCUGGAUGGUCUGCAAGCAGGUUACAGACACAUUUCCCUUCGGAAUGAGGGCAACAAACCACUCUCUCUUCCAACGGUUUUCUGCAACAUUGUGCUUAAAACAUAUGUGCCUGAUGGUUUUGGAGAUAUUGUGGAUGCUUUAUCAGAUCCAAAGAAAUUUUUGUCUAUCACAGAAAAAAGAGCAGACCAAAUGAGAGCUAUGGGUAUCGAAACUAGUGAUAUAGCUGAUGUACCAAAUGACACUUCAAAGAAUGAUAGAAAAGGAAAAGCCAAUAAUGCCAAAGCCAACGUAACGCCUCAGAGUAGCUCUGAACUUCGACCAAGUACCACCACAGGCUUUGGAUCUGGGACUGACGCUAAGAAAGGUAUAGACCUUAUUCCUCAAGUGAAGAUAGAAGAUUUAAAGCAAAUGAAGGCUUAUAUAAAGCAUUUAAAGAAACAGCAGAAAGAGCUGAAUGCCUUAAAGAAGAAACAUGCAAAGGAGCACAGCGCUAUGCAGAAGUUGCACUGCACGCAAAUUGACAAAAUAGUGGCACAAUAUGAUAAAGAAAAGGUAUCAUACGAGAAAAUGUUAGAGAAGGCAAUCAAGAAGAAGGGAGGAAGUAAUUGUCUUGAAUUGAAGAAAGAAACGGAAAUUAAAAUUCAGACACUAACAUCAGAUCACAAAUCUAAGGUCAAAGAGAUUGUGGCACAGCACACUAAAGAGUGGUCUGAGAUGAUCAAUACACACAGUGCCGAAGAGCAAGAAAUCCGUGAUUUACACUUGAACCAACAGUGUGAACUACUGAAGAAACUGCUGAUUAAUGCUCAUGAACAACAAACCCAGCAGCUAAAAUUUUCACAUGACAGGGAAAGCAAGGAAAUGCGUGCCAACCAGGCUAAAAUAUCUAUGGAGAACAGCAAAGCCAUAAGCCAAGACAAAUCUAUCAAAAAUAAAGCUGAAAGAGAGAGGCGAGUCAGAGAACUGAACAGCAGCAACACAAAAAAGUUCCUGGAAGAGAGAAAAAGGCUGGCAAUGAAGCAGUCAAAGGAAAUGGACCAGUUGAAAAAAGUUCAACUUGAGCAUUUAGAAGUCUUGGAGAAGCAGAAUGAGCAGCUUUUGAAAUCCUGUCAUGCAGUGUCUCAAACACAAGGCAAAGGAGAUGCAGCAGAUGGUGAAGCUGGAAGCAGAGAUGGAUCGCAGGCCAGCAACAGUGGUCUAAAGCCUCAACAAGCAAAUUGAAGUUGGAGAACACAGCAUCCUUAAAAUGAGAGCAAAAUUCAAAAUAACGUUGCUGAGGUUGAAAA